AUGGUCGCCACCAAUACCGCCGAUGACCUGGGAACUGCCAGCACCCCAACACCUCCCAUCUAUGAGGAGAAUAAGGAUAUUGAGGCUGGUUCAACAUCGGUGGACCUGGAAGAGCCUGGCCCCCAAGACCCAAAUAUUGUUGAUUGGGAUGGACCAGACGAUCCAGCGAACCCGCAGAACUGGUCGACAGGGAAAAAAGCCAUGACCGUUUGUCUGGUAUCCUCGAUCACAUUUGUUACACCUUUGGCGUCGUCGAUCUUUGCGCCUGGCAUCGAACAAGUCAUGAUCGAAUUCAACUCCACAAAUCAACAGCUUGCCUCGUUCAUCGUCUCCGUGUAUCUUCUCGGAUAUUGUUUCGGUCCUCUGGUUAUUGCGCCCCUGUCUGAGAUGUACGGCCGGCUGCACAUAUACAACAUCUUCAAUGUUUUGUUUGUGAUAUUCACUGUUGCAUGCGCCUUGGCUCCUAACUUGAAUGGCCUGAUUGUAUUCCGACUGCUGGCUGGACUCGCAGGGUGCUGCCCGCUCGCUCUUGGUGCAGGGUCACUGGCCGAUAUCAUCGCUCAGGAAAAGCGCGGAGCUGCUAUGGCUUCGUGGAUCUUAGGGCCUAUCUUGGGUCCUAUUAUAGGUCCUAUCGCGGGCGGAUAUCUGACAGAGGCGAAAAGCUGGCGCUGGUCGUUCUGGUUAGUGGCCAUGGUGGCUGGUCUCAUUACAGUGGUCAACUUCAUUUUCAUGCGCGAGACAUAUGCCUACACCAUUCUUGAGGAAAAGACAAAGAGGCUUCAGAAGGAGACUGGAAACAUGAAGCUUCGCUCAUCUGCCGACACCGGCCGGAGCACGAAGGAGCUAUUCAAAUUUGCCAUCGUUCGGCCGACUAAAAUGCUUUUCUUCUCACCAAUCGUCUUCCUUCUUUCCCUCUACAUGGCAAUUGUCUACGGAUACUUGUACCUGAUUUUUACCGCUAUGCCCGUUCUCUUUGAAGGGCAGUAUGGGUUUUCGACGGGAUCAGUAGGCCUCUCUUACUUGGGUAUCGGUAUUGGUUCAAUUUUGGGCCUAUUCAUCGCAGGCGGCACCUCAGACUCCCUUUCGAGGUAUCUGACCAAAAAGAAUGGAGGCGAAGCUAAGCCAGAGUACCGCCUGCCAGUCUUGAUCAUCGCCUCCGUCACUGUCCCCUUGGGCCUCUUCUGGUAUGGCUGGACGGCUGAGAAGAAUACUCAUUGGAUUCUCCCCAUCAUUGGAACAGGGUUCCUUGGUGUCGGAAUGCUUUGCGCAAUGAUGGGGACUUCCGUUUACUUGGUUGAUGCUUAUUCUCAGUACGCGGCAUCGGCCAUGGCUGCUAGCACUGUCCUCCGCUCCUUGCUCGGCGCACUUCUGCCUUUGGCGGGCCGGAGCAUGUACGAGAAGCUGGGAUACGGAUGGGGAACGUCCCUGCUCGCGUUUAUCGCAGUGGGCAUGGUUCCGGUGCCGAUUGUGUUUAUCAAGUACGGCGAGAGGAUACGGAGGCGAAACUUAUUCGAUGUGCAGUUUUAA
Messenger RNA from Ilyonectria robusta, 1527 nucleotides. Its product is annotated as major facilitator superfamily domain-containing protein. The record is from RefSeq and is a predicted model, not a curated record. The transcript has 5 exons. Gene Ontology annotation, biological process: transmembrane transport. The coding region runs from base 1 to 1527 and encodes 508 amino acids. Lineage: Eukaryota; Fungi; Ascomycota; Sordariomycetes; Hypocreales; Nectriaceae. Gene Ontology annotation, molecular function: transmembrane transporter activity.